This is a messenger RNA of Drosophila obscura, 1123 nucleotides long. It is a transcript of the gene DCP1, whose product is annotated as mRNA-decapping enzyme 1B. NCBI's taxonomy places the organism in Eukaryota, Metazoa, Arthropoda, Insecta, Diptera, Drosophilidae. The transcript has a single exon. Gene Ontology annotation, biological process: deadenylation-independent decapping of nuclear-transcribed mRNA; positive regulation of catalytic activity; deadenylation-dependent decapping of nuclear-transcribed mRNA. Gene Ontology annotation, molecular function: enzyme activator activity; mRNA binding. The coding region runs from base 75 to 1103 and encodes 342 amino acids. The record is from RefSeq and is a predicted model, not a curated record. Gene Ontology annotation, cellular component: P-body.
AUCGUCACGGUCACGCUGGUGAGGGCUUGUUGUAAAAAAUUAAAAUAAAAAAAAAAUAAAAAUAAAGCAAGAAUAUGGCGGAUGAAAUUACUCGAAUGAACCUGUCGGCUAUCAAGAAAAUAGAUCCAUACGCCAAGGAGAUCGUUGACUCUUCGUCGCAUGUCGCAUUCUACACUUUUAACUCGGAAAUGGGAAUGGGAGAAUGGGAGAAAACUGACGUCGAGGGAGCUUUUUUCAUAUAUCACCGCAACGCCAAGCCAUAUCACAGCAUUUUCAUUAAUAACCGACUAAACACAACUUCAUUUGUAGAGCCAAUAACUGGGAGCCUGGAGUUACAGUCGCAGCCCCCUUUCCUUCUCUACCGUAACGAACGCUCCCGUAUACGCGGAUUUUGGUUCUAUAACAGCGACGAGUGCGACCGCAUGAACAGUGUAGUGAACAGCUUACUGCAGAAUAAGGAAUCGAAUGGACAGUUGCCGAAUACUAAUACGGCCCCUUCGUUUGUGAUCCCAAAGCACGACAAUGCAAGCAUAUUUAAUAUGCUGAGCAAAGCCCAGAAGGAGUACAACGCACAGUGCAACAGCCAGUCCAAGCCAAUGCAACCGGAAAAUGUGACGCCCGGUAAUGUGCUCAAGUUCUUCGAAUCGGCGAAGCAAGCUACGGCGGAGUCGCUGUUCAAUCGCGUGCAGCCGCUUUCAGUGGAUCAAUUGGAGAAGCAACAGCGUGCAGCAACGCCUAGUGAAGGCUUAAUUCCGUCAUCGAAUAUAGAAGCCCCUUCCGAGAGCAGGCUAUCGCCUUUUCAGAAGCCGUCGUUGAAUGCUCAACCCUUGAAAAUCGGAUCUCCAUUGAUGGCAAACGAAGACGCUGGUAACUGCCUCCGGCGAUUGCUGGUGGGAGACCAGCCUGAAGUAAAGCCGGCCCUUAUGCCACCUUCCAUGUUCGAUGCACCCAACGGCAACCCGGAGUUCGCGAGGCAGCCGCCCGUGCAGCCAUUAAGCUCGUCCCGAUUCGUGCAGGCCUUCACUUAUCUUAUCCAAAACGAUAAGGAGUUUGUCAAUAAGUUGCACAGAGCAUAUUUGAAAUUUGAUGAAGAUUCUUAUUAAAACAUGAAAUAUGUAUAUGA